AUGGAUUAAUAAUCAGAGCCAAAUUCUCAAGAACAAGUGAUAAAAUAAAACGACGAGUAGUAGGUAUUGCCUCAGACUGUCCUCUAACAACAGUAGAUUAAAGAAGUCGAAACUCUUGAUUUAUAAGUCUCAAUUUCAAUUGAAGAUGUGAUCAUCAAAGAUGCAGGUUUUGGAUAAAAAUUCACAGCCUACUUGAUUAAAGGCUCAGACAAUCAAGGGUCAUUCGAAGUUUAUAGAAGAUAUAAUGAUUUCUUUGAAUUAAGAGAGUAAUUGGUCAAAAAAUGGCCAGGAUGCUACAUUCCACCAAUCCCUGAAAAAGCUCUAGCAAGUGGCAAUGAUUUAGAAACUGUUUAAAUCAGAAGAAGACUUUUGGAAGUCUUUUUGGUUGCCAUAUCGUUAUUACCCUACAUUUACAUAUCUGAAGAUUUUUAAUAGUUGUUCCUAAGAUCCAGUUCUCAAGAUAUUGCAAAAACUUACCAACAGUAAAAGCCACCAACUACAUCAGAAAUUAUUGAAAGACUUAAGACAGCCUUCCCAAAUCUCGAUGUCAGAGACCAACAAAAUAGUGAAUAUAUGUUGGCCAUCAGUAAUUUCUCAGGUUAAUUACGAAAAACUUAAGCUAUUCUAAAAACCUAUAUUGACCAAUCCAAUAUUGUUGCAUAAGCUAGAAAGAUACUAUAGGAUGAAAAAAUGAAUUUAUUUUAUGGAUCUUUGCCUCUCUAUGAAAAGACUAUACUUAAUGAAUACGUUUAUGGUAAGGAGUAAUAAUUAGUACUCUCAAAUCCUUCAAAUCAAGAUGAAUAUAAAAAAGUUCUAGAAGAUAUAAAAGAAAGCCAUAAAAAAACUAAUAGCAUUAAUAAUUUAACUGACUUGUUUCGCUAUGAAUUGAAAGAUGCUGAGUCUAUGUAACAAACCCUCGCCUAUAGAGAUCAAAUUGUCAUUAUCAGAGCAAAAUAAGAAUAAAAAAUGAGAGAAGACUAAGCUGAAUUAGCCAAAAUGGCAGCAAAACAAUAAACUUUAACCACUAUCACCAAUUCUACAUAUAACAAAUCAAAAGAUGCUUCAUAAGUUAAAGUUGAAACAAGAAUUUCAGAAGGAUAACUAGAAAUAGACAAGUUAUCAUAAUUGUAUAACAUCAUCACUGCAAUCAUAGCCACUAAAGAAAUUGAUAGAUAUAGAAAGACAAGGGUCAAUCACUAUCAUAAAUUCCUGAGAUCUAUCUAAUAAUCAGAAACUAAAUUGUAUUAAGCUGAAAAUGACUUUUUGGAAAAACUAAUACAAGAGUCAUAAAAAUAAUUACAAUAAUCUAAUUCGGAAUUAAUUUAAAGAUAAGAGCAAUAAUAAUAAUAAUAUCAUGAAUAAAAAUAACGAUAACAGUAAUAAUAAUUAUAAUAGUAACAAUAACUAUAACAAUAAUAGCAAUAAUAAUAAUAACAAUAAUAAUAAUAAUAAUAAUAAUAAUAAUAAUAAUAAUAAUAAUAAUAAUAAUAAUAAUAAUAAUAAUAAUAGGAAUUACCUGAUUAAGUACAAACACAAUGA
Messenger RNA from Paramecium tetraurelia, 1539 nucleotides. RefSeq lists its product as uncharacterized. The record is from RefSeq and is a predicted model, not a curated record. Gene Ontology annotation, molecular function: phosphatidylinositol binding. Gene Ontology annotation, cellular component: endosome. NCBI's taxonomy places the organism in Eukaryota, Ciliophora, Oligohymenophorea, Peniculida, Parameciidae. The transcript has 5 exons.